Molecule: messenger RNA, 516 nt
Organism: Striga asiatica
Lineage: Eukaryota; Viridiplantae; Streptophyta; Magnoliopsida; Lamiales; Orobanchaceae
Source: the annotation of a GenBank genome assembly
AUGGGUGGUCGGAGGUCGUCUUGUGUAGAGACUCAAAAGGCGGAUAAUCAGAACACUGGCGGUGGUGCGACGCGGUUUGAAGUAGUAACAAAUGCUCAGAUCGAACACGUGACGAUCGAACCUCAGAUCUGGUCGCUGACGAGAGAUGACCAUGGGCAGAGAGGAAGACAAGCGGGCUGGCGGAUUUCGGUCGAGGGCGGCCAAGCCACGUCUGACAACCCGACGCCUGGAUCUGGUGUUGUGACAAAACCGGACAACUCUUCGAUGCCCCACCCUGCAAAAUUCGUGUCCAAGCACGUGACCCUCACGUGGUCUCACAUCCCCAGGCAGUCCUACCCGACGUGGAGUGAUUCGAUUGGUGCACAAUUCGCAACGUGGGUUCGGGGUAUUUGUCUGCGUGGCUGCGUUUCAUUGGAUAGAAGCCCAUGCAGUUGGUCCCACAAAACACUAAAUUAUGGCUAUUUACACGUGGCCGAUGUCCGUAAGACGUGUGGCGGGUGGGACGAGGAAAAUUGA